Messenger RNA from Oikopleura dioica, 882 nucleotides. The record is from the annotation of a GenBank genome assembly. Lineage: Eukaryota; Metazoa; Chordata; Appendicularia; Copelata; Oikopleuridae.
AUGCCCGAGACAGCCUUGGAGAUGAGCCCAUCGGACAAGAUGGAUGUCUGCGUCAGCCCGCAAAAGUCUUCGUCAGUCGUCCAGUACGACUUUGACAUUUUCGGCGCCUUCGAAGUCACCAGGGUCAUUUCCAACACGCAGAAUGGAAUUAUCUACGAGUCGAAGCGACGCACCAAUGACUCCCAGUUAGUUAUCAAGCAAAUUGCCAAGAAAUCCGUUCGCAACUUCUACCUUAUCCACGGGCAACCAUGCCCCGCCGAGUUCGUUUAUCACUUCACUGCUUCCGCCAAAGAAAAAGCUGCCAAGUCAAUCGUCAGACCACACGAGUGGAUCGAAGGAACCGACUCUUAUAUCAUGGUGAUGGAACGCCACCGCCAGAUGAUUGAUCUUUUCGAAGCCUCGCAAAAGUACCAAAUCUUUCCUGAAAAAUUUGCACGAGUCGUCACUUUGCAAAUUCUUGCGGCAGCCAGGCACUGUCUCAAGGUCGGCAUUCUUCACCGCGACAUCAAGGAUGAAAACGUCUUGGUCGAUCUCAAGACGGGCGAGGCACUCCUGAUCGACUUUGGCUGCGCUUGCGAGGUACGCGAAGAGUACAACUCCUUCUGCGGCACUGCCGAAUACUACCCACCCGAGUGGUACCGCCACGGCCGAUACGCUCCCGGACCAUUGUGCGUCUGGCAGCUCGGCUGCUUGCUCUACAUCCUCCUCACCGGUGCCAUCCCCUUCGAAAAAGAAGACAUCCGCGAGGCCAAACGCGCGACCAAAUAUGAGAAACACCUUUCCUACGAUGCCUUGGAAGCCAUCAACGCGAUGCUCGAGCCUGAAGAGUCAAAGCGCGUCACUCUCGAAAAUCUCGACAAGCUAAGCUUCUUCAAGAGCUGA